Molecule: messenger RNA, 2469 nt
Organism: Ogataea haglerorum
Lineage: Eukaryota; Fungi; Ascomycota; Pichiomycetes; Pichiales; Pichiaceae
Exons: 1
Coding region: 1-2469 (822 amino acids)
Biological process (GO): mitotic spindle assembly checkpoint signaling; protein phosphorylation
Molecular function (GO): protein kinase activity; ATP binding
Source: RefSeq, a predicted model, not a curated record
AUGAGCUCGCGUGUUAAUAGUGGAGGAUCAAUUACGUCAGGCUCUUCAACCGAGAUCUCGCGAAUUGAAGCAGACAAGGAAAACAUACAGCCUCUAAAGCAAGGCCGUUCUGCUAAUAAUUUGGUAAAAGCCUUGUCUCUGAACAAGGAGACACGCAAGGAAGUGCUUGCUAGAGAAAGAGACCAAUUUGAAGCUUCAUUAGAUCCUGCUCGACUUGAAGACCUAGAUGAUCCAUUGGAACCUUAUUUGAAAUACUUGGACUGGAUCCACACUCAUUAUCCUUCUGGGGCUAGCACAGAAUCAGGACUAAUUCAGCUGCUCGAGAGAAUAACACAUGAUUUCAGAGAUGACGAAUACUACAAAAACGAAGUGCGCUACUUCAAAGUUUGGCUGGAAUAUGUGAAGUUCAGCGAUAAUCCUCGAGACAUAUUCCAAUAUCUUUACAAGAAAAAGAUUGGUCUAUCUCUUUCGCUGUUGUAUGAAAGCUUUGCAAAUUUCAUGGAGUUGGAACAGGAUUUCUUGAAAGCUGAGGAGCUGUACCAAGCAGGCAUUAGUGCAAAAGCCAGGCCACUUAAUAGGCUGAUCCGUGCAUACGAAAAUUUCAAGAUCAGAAGAGCCCAGUGCUCGCGUGUGCAAAAAAGGCAGGGUUUAGGAGUUUUGCAUAAUCCAUCCGGCGGGGGCUUGCAAGUAGUGACGAAACCAGGGCCUUCUCGCAGCUCUAAAGCUUUUGCUGUAUUUAAUGACGCAGAGUCGAAACCUUCAUCAGCCACUGAAGGGAUAUGGCAGCACCUUGAUACGAUAGACAAUUCGAAGAAGGAGAAUGUGAUACGUCCAACAUCGUGGUCAGGGGAAAAGCUGAUACAACAAAGGGCCCCUAGAGCGAAAGAGCCUACUUUUGAGGUUUUUAAGGACAACGAAUUGCACUUUCCUGUCUGCAAAAUUAUACACAACCCAGGAAAACGCAUUGAGAAGUUUGAUUUCAAUUUUGACCUCUUAUAUCCUGAUGGUGAGGAUGAGAGAAGUCUUAUGGAGGUGUUACUUCUCAGCCGUGGAGUAUACUAUUUAGCAAAAAAGCGAAAAUCCGAACACAGCUCAGGAACUCCGUCUAAGAAGCUCACACUUUCAACGGAUGCUGAAAAUGAGACCAAAUUGCUUAACUCGCCAACGCUAACAUUUUAUUCACGCCAGUCCAUGAAAGAGGUUCUCCAGAUGCUCAACCAGCCGUUGAAAGAAACUACAGUCCACGAUGAAGAACCUCCCUUGGACGAAGGGUUAAGCGAUUUUAUCACGGAAACCAUCACCAACCAUACACCUGCCACGCCAAUAAAAACGACAAACGAGGAUACUGGUGUAAUGAGCUCUCCGUUCUUGGAAGAGCCGCUUCACUCCGAUCCUGGGAAAGGGGACGUUCUGAUUAACCCGUUCGAUCACAAUCUGCAAAAAAAUCUAUUAUACAAGCAAUCGUCGCAUCUCUCAAGUUAUGAUAACUACCACCAUUCGACUGCCAAGCGUGAAAAAUACAAUAGUUUAAGAAGUUUGCUUAAGCCACGUGCUGCUCCAAUAAUGGGUAGUCGUCAGUUAAUGAUUGAAUUUGAGAGCGAAACGUUUUGUUUCACCAAACAGCUAGGGAAUCCAGAUAAAGCAGCUACGUAUUUGAGCGAGAAAUCAGAUGGAACCGCUUCAGCAAUAAAGGUUUAUUCACCUCCAGUGGAAUGGGAGUACUAUAUACUCAAACAACUGGAAGUUAGAACGCCAGGAAACUUCAUUAAAGUUAUUGAUUUCUAUAAGUUCGAGGACGAGUCGUACCUCAUAUUGCCAUACUUGAAACACGGGACCCUCUGGGAUCUCAUCCAGCUGACAUCACAGUCAAAAUCAAUCAAAUUGGAAGAAUCGAUGGUUAUCUACCUUACGGCACAAUUGUUAAAGCAAACCUCUCUUCUGCAUUCAAUAAGAAUAGUUCACGCCAACCUCAAGGCAGAAAAUUGUAUUUUAGAUCUGUCUCCAAGCACGAAGCCUAGCUACCAUGACUUGAAACUUAUUGAUUUUCAAAACUCAGUCGACCUAUCCCUGUUUCCAGACAAUGUUCGUUUCUCUGCUCAGUUGCCAAGUGGUACCUGUCCUUCAGAUGAAGUAUGGAAUUCCUGGAGGCACGAACCUGAUUACUAUGGAUUGGCGAACAUCGUCCAUAUGCUAUUAUUUGGCAGAGAGUUGGGAGGCCUGAGAACUAGUUCAAAUAUGAAAAUCCGUGAAAACAUGCCCAGCUACUGGCAGAAAGAAUUAUGGAGUGAGCUUUUCAAAGUUUUGCUAAACGCGCCAAAUCUCGAUUGCGAGCAAGGCGUUCCUCUUAGAUUGCUUGCAAGCAAAUUCGAGAAUUGGGUGAACCUCAACUGGUCAUCCUGUGGUCUCUCCAAACAACUGGCAAAGAUCACAGAUUUUAUGGACGACCAGAGGAAAAGGAAUAAAAUAUAA